UAUAUCCUGUAGUUUCUUGAGAAAUACUGCAGUUUGAUGUGUUUUCCAUCAAGCCAGCAGCCAUCCAAUUUGAAAUUGUAAGCUAUAUUCACUGCACAGUUAAGCUGAGGUUUGGGAUAGCUAUUGCUUGUGUGCAGAUGAUAGUUUAAUGGGGAGCAGUUCCGGGGCGUUGCAGGCAUGGGGAAAGCAAAUAGGUAAUGUGCAUCUGGUGAAGACAUCCCCACCCUCUCUGGUGUGUUCAGCAGUAUGCCAACGUCACUUGAAAUGCAACAGGGAGAAGUGACCUGACUGCAUUUUAAGCCACAAAGGUAUGCACAGCCAUAGAUAGGGGAGGAGGCUGAGCCUAUGCUUCUUACCUGAAUUUAUGCGUCAUACCUGUGCCUGUUGCUGUCUGCCUAGAAACCAUUCUUCCUUGGAACAUGGCCUGAGUUGGUCGGUGCUAGGAGCGUGGUUACUACAAUAGAGCCUGCCUCUUCUUCGGAAGAGUUGUGCCUGAAUCCCUGCAGCAAGGGACCAAGCUUCUGCUAAAAAAAACACCAAGGGGGAGCAAACUUGGCAGGAACCAGAUGUGAGAAAGUGAUGCUUGCUUGAGAAGAAAUUGUAUGCACCUCCUCCUAGUAUGGCUCUGUACUAUCCAACUAUGAUGCAGACCUUUCCUUAUAACUAUCUGCCUCUUGGGCCAAGUCGACCAUCAGACACUGCACACGCCCCCAUGAUCCCUCCAGUCCAGAUGCACAACUUCUACAACAGGCCUCUUGCUGUGAUUAUGGACAAUAACAAUGGUUACAACGUAAAUCCAGCAAACCAAGUGGAGUACCAUCACAUCCAUGGUGCAAAUCCUAACUUCUAUCCUUACCCUUUCUGGUACUACCCCCAAGUGAGCCCUCUUCCUCUGUACAACCCCUAUGCUAACUAUCCUCCUUAUGCAGCCUACCAAAGACCAGGCUGGGAUGCGUGGCCUGAGGGAUUCACCUUGAGAGGAGAGCUCCAUUGGGGCAAGCUUGAGAGGAUUGUGGGACCUAGGAGGGACUUGCCGGAAUUCGUGAAAGACGAUCUCAGAAGGGUCUAUGGCACCUAUCCAAGGACGGAUGUUACCAUAACAUACCACAGUGGGGAAUUUAUUGUGAAAGGGGACCCUAGAGUUGGAGAACAAGAAUACAGGGUAGAGAAGAGAAUCAUCCGAAACGAACCUACCCCAACUGCUAGUGAAGCUGAGGAUAGCAGUGAAGACCGCAAUAGGAAGAAGAAAAAGAAAUCAAAGAGAUAAUGAAAGUGGUUCAAAUAAUACUGACUGAACAUGUAUCCCUCUGUUUAGACCUAAUAUCUGGCGGCAAUGAUACCGAAAACUGAAAGAGAUUUUUCUGUGACAUUUUUAUAGGUUCCAAUAACUUUCUUAGUAGCUGUUGUAUACUCACUAAUGUGCACACAUACUUUUCUCUUGUGCUAAUAGGAAGAUGUUGCUCAUUUUGUCAACCCCUGCUCUUUUUUUGAGUCACUCCAAAUGAAUGCCAGUAGUGCAGCCUUUCAAUUGGAUCAACCAAAAAUCUACUUAUAAAAACUGACUAUGGAUUUCAGGCACAUUAUCUUCCUAGUUGUACAUUACCAUUUUGCACCAUAAAUUCUUCCUGCCCCCUCAUUGUUGGAGGGAUCUCUUUUCUUUCUUUCCUUCCCCCACCCCUGGCCAAACAUUGGCUACUUUAAGUAAAUGUCCAUAGAGUUCACUAUGGAAUUAUUCAGAAACUGAACCCGAGGUCACAGUACAAGGUGAUGGUAUACUGAAAAUCUGGUCACACUGUGACAAUGGACACACAACAUACAUAAAUAGGAUCAGAGUACCUUUAUUUUUAACAUCAGCACAGACAAACCUAUUGUGAAUUCCACCUUCUGUAAUAUGUUUUAAGCCAUUUGUGAUUCUUUCCUAGUGAGAUGAACAAUUGCUUGGCCAUCAGGUUGCACUUUGUAUAUAUGCAAGACAUAGAGCAUUUUAAAUAAAGGAAAACAAGCAUGUUU
This is a messenger RNA of Podarcis muralis (Common wall lizard), 2010 nucleotides long. NCBI's taxonomy places the organism in Eukaryota, Metazoa, Chordata, Lepidosauria, Squamata, Lacertidae. The record is from RefSeq and is a predicted model, not a curated record.